AAUGACAGAACGUUUAGUCUUCGGGUACCACUGAUUCGGGUGACAAUGUCAGGUUCCUCGGUGUUGCUACUCGUGGCGAUUUGCUUCGCGUCCGGGGCCCACGCGAAAAUAGGAUUCGGUCCUGGCGAGCAAGAAUGGGGCUACGUGAAAGUAAGGUCGGACGCAAACAUGUUCUGGUGGCUUUACUAUACGACGGCGAACGUUUCCUCGUAUUACGAUAAGCCGCUGAUCAUCUGGCUGCAAGGCGGGCCGGGUGCAUCGUCCACUUCCUACGGGAACUUCGAGGAACUCGGACCUCUUGAUCUGAGCUUGAACCAGAGGAAUUACACCUGGGUGAAAGACUACAAUGUCCUCUUCAUCGACAAUCCGGUCGGCACAGGCUUCAGCUACGUCACGGAUCCAUCCGCCUACACAACGACGAACGAACAGAUCGCCAGCGAUCUCGUGGAAUGUAUGAGAGGUUUCCUCAAGGUGCUGCCGAAAUUCGCGAAUGUCUCCACCUACAUCACGACCGAGUCUUAUGGAGGGAAAAUGGGCGUGGACUUUGCUCUUGCUUGGUACAAGGCACAACAGGCGGGAACCAUUAAGAGCAAUUUGAAGGGUGUCUCCCUCAUCGACUCCUGGAUCGACCCCAUCGGAUCUGUGAUGGAAUGGGCGCCAUUUUUGUAUGCGACGGGGAUGGUCGACACGGAGGGUUACAAAACGAUCGACAAAGCGGCGCAAGCAACAAAGAAAGCCGUGAACGCCGAGCUCUGGUUCCAGGCAACCAGCCUCUGGAGUGCCGCCGAGCGUGUGAUUCUGCAAACCACCAGUAACAUCGACUUCUACAAUAUCUUGACGAAGAAACAGCCCGGCUUCAUGAGAGAUUCUUCCGCAGUGAGAUAUUCGUCGGAGCUUGCUCUUAUGAGAGGAGACUUGAUAAGCACCUAUGACUUCGAUCUGAACUAUUUGAUGAACGGUCCAGUGAAGCGAUCACUUAAUUUGACGGUGGAGCACAGCACUCAGUCCGAUACGGUGUUCUACAAGCUGCAAGAGGACUUCAUGAAGCCUGUCGUCGAUAAAGUGGAGCUUCUGCUGAACCAAACGAACCUGAAGGUGGACGUGAUCACUGGACAGCUUGACCUAAUCGUGGACACUCCAGGUACGGUCAACUGGGUCGAGAACAUGAAAUGGAAGUACUCCAACAUAUGGCUGAAGGCUCGUAGACAACCUUUGGUCGUGCAAGACGUGAUCGAAGGAUACGUGAAGUCAUAUGGAAACUUGGCCAUGUACUGGGUCAAUCGUGCCGGACACAUGGUGCCCAAAGAUAAUCCAGCCGCAAUGGCGCAGAUCUUGAAGAGAUUUGCUAAUUAAUAUUUGUAAUUACUCUUUUGAUCUUUCAGAAUGUGUUUUUUUUAUCCUUAAACCAUAAUAAAUUCAAGCAAUUAGUUUUCUAAGAAGAAAA
Molecule: messenger RNA, 1444 nt
Organism: Megalopta genalis
Lineage: Eukaryota; Metazoa; Arthropoda; Insecta; Hymenoptera; Halictidae
Product: retinoid-inducible serine carboxypeptidase
Biological process (GO): proteolysis
Molecular function (GO): serine-type carboxypeptidase activity
Source: RefSeq, a predicted model, not a curated record